AUGGCGUACAGCUUUGAGACUGGAAGGAUAAACCAGCUGAGUACGUGGGACUAUGUUAUUUUCGCCCUCAUCCUAAUCGUGUCUGCUGGGAUCGGCAUCUUCUACGCCAUCAAGGACAGAAAUCGGAAGAGUAUCCAGGAGUUUCUGAUGGCGGGCCGCAACAUGAGCGUGGCCCCGGUGGCGCUGUCGUUGGUGGCCAGCUUCAUGAGCGCCAUCACGUUGCUAGGCAGCCCCGCCGAGAUGUACAACUAUUCGACGAUGUUCUGGUGGAUUGGUUUGUCCUACGUGUUCGUCGCCUACGGCGCUGCUCAUAUCUACAUCCCCAUUUUCUAUAACCUCAGAGUGACCAGUCUCUAUGAGUACCUCGAACGGAGAUUCUGUAAAGGAGUUCGAACGAUGGGAUCCAUUGCUUUUUCUCUUCAAAUGCUGCUGUACAUGGCCAUCGUGCUGUAUGCUCCGUCUCUAGCCCUUAAUGCAGUUACUGGUUUCUCCUUGUGGGGUUCCGUCAUCUCAGUGGGCGUCGUCUGUACGAUAUACACGACACUGGGCGGCAUGAAGGCGGUGCUGUGGACAGACACGUUUCAGAUCGGGAUGAUGUACGCUGGACUUCUUGCCGUGCUGAUAAAAGGCGCCAUGACAGUGGGCGGAGUCGGUAAAGCCUGGGAGAUAGCCGCAGAAAACAAACGUAUCUACUUCACGGAUUUCAGUAUGGACCCGGCAAGACGUCACAGCGUCUGGUCACUUGCCAUUGGCGGAUAUUUCACGUGGGUUGCCAUAUAUGGAACUAACCAAGCACAAGUUCAACGAGCAUGCGCAUGUCCUACCUUAAAAACAGCCCAGCGGGCGAUCUGGUGGAACGUGGUGGGUCUGUGGAUGGUUCUGUACCUGUCGUGUAUGAUCGGCAUCAUCAUGUACGCUUUCUACACUCAUUGUGACCCGCUCAGCUUCCAGCUCAUCUCCGCCACUGAUCAGCUGCUGCCUCUGUUUGUGAUGGAUGUCCUGGGACCCGUGACCGGCAUGCCGGGUAUCUUCAUUGCCAGCAUCUUCAGUGGCGCGCUCAGUACGAUAUCGUCGGGACUAAACUCGCUCGCUGCCGUGUUUCUCGAAGACGUUAUCAAGGCUUAUUACGGUAAAGAAAUCAGCCAGGCCAGAGCGACCAACAUCGCAAAGAUAUUAGCGCUAAUCUAUGGUCUGAUAUGUCUGGGCCUCACGUACGUGGCAUCUCUACUUGGAAAUGUCCUACAGGCCGCUCUGUCUCUGUUCGGGAUGAUCGCCGGACCUCUUCUUGGACUCUUUUCUCUAGGCAUGUUUUUCCCCUGGGCCAACAAAUGGGGAGCCUACUCUGGCUUGUUGUCUGGCUUGGGUUUUCUCUUCUGGAUUGGAAUCGGGGCCCAGAUCUCCAAACCGCCCGUCUACCCGCCCAAAGCGCCUCUCAGUGUAACAGGCUGCAACUGGAACGUCACCACCACCAUGGCAACCACGGCUUCUCUUAACAGCACCGUCAACGCCAUGACGAGUGCGUAUGUAACCAGCAUGGCCAACUACACGACAGUGGCACCGGAAAGGUCGGCGGACUACACGUUGUACACGUUGUCGUACAUGUGGUACAGUGCCACCGCCUUUCUCUGGGUCAUCGUCGUCGGCAUGAUCGUCAGCGGCUUCACAGGAUUCACCGACCCGAAGACGAUCGACCCAAAAGUGAUUUGUCCUCUGGCUGACGUCGUCUUCCCGCUUUAUUUCCUACCAGAAUCCAUACGCAAACCUCUUCGUUUUGGAAUCGUCCAUGAAGGGAAAUACGACAAAGAAGAUACGUUUUUCAAAAAGGAUUUGCAAAAUGGAAUACCUGUCAAAGACGAUCUGGAUUCUAUUCCUGGUAGAAUCAAAACUAAAGACGAGGAGGCCAAUAUCACCGCCAGUGCGCAUGAUCUGACACAUUCAGCCAAUGAGAACAAAGGAGGGGUAGACAACUCUGCCUUUUUUGUAUCGCCAGAGACAAUAACAACAAAAAUAUAG
This is a messenger RNA of Gigantopelta aegis, 2013 nucleotides long. RefSeq names its product sodium-coupled monocarboxylate transporter 1-like. The coding region runs from base 1 to 2013 and encodes 670 amino acids. The record is from RefSeq and is a predicted model, not a curated record. The transcript has 15 exons. Gene Ontology annotation, cellular component: membrane. Gene Ontology annotation, biological process: transmembrane transport; sodium ion transport. NCBI's taxonomy places the organism in Eukaryota, Metazoa, Mollusca, Gastropoda, Neomphalida, Peltospiridae. Gene Ontology annotation, molecular function: symporter activity.